Schistosoma curassoni is the source of this 4928-nucleotide messenger RNA. The record is from the annotation of a GenBank genome assembly. Lineage: Eukaryota; Metazoa; Platyhelminthes; Trematoda; Strigeidida; Schistosomatidae.
AUGAUUCGAGACAACGAGGGAAAAAAGAAAAGAAAGGACAAACUAAAUAAUUUCAAUCUACUGCUAAGCAACAUUGCAAAGCUGAAGGUUACCCUUCCGGUCAAGGACGGGCAUUCGUCUGUAUUACCGGUAAUACUUGAGAUGUCGAAAAUGUCACACAAUCCCACUCCUGCCUCUGUUCCAAUUGAAAAUUCUGCUUUAGAUUCUGUUGAAGCAGCUAAAGCUAAACAGAAUUCUUUACGUGAACGUUUAGCUGCAAGACGUCAACUUUUAGCUUCUGUUACCCAUUCUACUAAAACUUCGUCUUCCGCUUCCUUACUUACAAAUAAUAGCAGUACUGGAAUCGGUUCAAUUAACAAACCUUUUAAUGUUAACCAGUCAACUGUUUCUGUUAUCGAGAAUGCAUUGAAACGAAAACUUGGUGAUAAUAAUAUAACGAGUGUGUCGUCUGAUACACUUUCAGUUCAUUCUCAGUCGAAUAUAACUUCUUUACCAGGAUUAUUGAAUUCGUCAUCUAGUAGCUGUGAUAAUAUUGGAAAAUGUCCCUGUCACAAAUCGCAAAAUGUAUCUACUGUCGAUUCGAAACAAUCAGAUCACAGUUGUAAUUUACUCGAUAAAUCAUCUGAUUUCGAAAAAUCAAUCCCUAAACAGUCAAGUAUUCAACAAUUGAAAACAUCACAUCAACACGUAAUCCAUACAUCAGAAACAACGCCAAUAGACUGUGAACGGAAAUCCAAUUUUUCUAAUAUCAGAAAACAAUGUGAAAAUAAUGAGUCAAUAUCCGAUAGAAAUAAACGUCCACCUAAUGAUAAAUGUAAUCAUUAUCAAUCUACUAUAAAAGAGACUAAUCAUGAAAUAGAAUUUGAUUUAGAAAAUCUGUUGGGUGCUGAAACGAUACGUGAAAAAGAAAGUAAACGAAUACGUGAAGAAGUUAUGGAAUUAUUAAACAGGCAAUCGACCAAAGAAAGAUUCCUAACCGAACGUUUCCGAACUCAAGGAGGCAGUCAAGUACAACAGUUUUGUUCUUAUGGUACCCGUACUGAAUGCUCAAAAGUUAAAUCACGAACUGGUGAUAAGAAACGGUGUAAUAAACUUCAUUUCCGUAAAAUUAUACACCCACAUACGGAUGAAUCUCUUGGAGACUGUUCAUUCUUGAAUACUUGUUUUCAUGUUGACACGUGUAAAUAUGUUCAUUACACAAUAGAUUAUACAGAUAGUGUUAAUCAACAAUUAGAUGGUGGUGUUGCUAAUCGGAAUGUGUUAAAUAAUAAGAAAAAUAAUCAAAAUGAUAAUAGUUCUACAACAAAUACAAUGUCUUCGUCAUCAUUAUCAGUAUCAUCGUCACAAAUCAACACAUCUUCAAUAGAUUCAAUUGAUGACGGUGUCAGUGUUAGUGGCGGUGGUGCUGUAAAAGACAAUGGAACAUCACUAAUUUUAUAUCCACCUCAGUGGAUUAACUGUGAUAUACGACUGAUAAAUAUGUCAAUCCUUGGAAAAUUUGCUGUGAUUAUGGCUGAUCCACCAUGGGAUAUACACAUGGAACUGCCCUAUGGAACAAUGUCAGACGAUGAGAUGAGACGAUUAGAUAUACCUUGUUUACAAGAUGAUGGUUAUAUAUUCCUAUGGGUAACAGGAAGGUCAGUGAAUGUUUUUUUUUCAUAUAAAUUACAACUAAUAAGCUCGAUUUUAACGUACACUAGUGAUGUUUUGUUCUAUACCAGGAGAUCUGAAAAUCGUUCUUCCAGAUAUUUAAGUUCCACUUUUCGGGUUAUGUGUUUAAAAAAUAUGUUUCAGAUUGGAUAGUUCCAUAAAAUUAUGUGAUGUGUGAAUCUACUUCGAAUGUUACUUAAUUUAAAUGGUGAACCAAUCGUUACAUAUGCGUAUUACUCUACUUAUCUUGACAUGUGAUGCUAAUUAGCAUAGUAGAUUAAAACAACGUUCAUAAUAAUCAAAUUAAAGCGUAAGACUAGUUCAUGGAAUAACUGAUUGUUGAGAUAUGUGUACUUCCUGUAAUUGGAUUUCACAUGAGCAAUUGUAGGAUCUACGUAACUUUCUUUUAAUCUAUUUGAGUUCUAGACAUAUUGCUGCUGUGGUGUGUAGCGUCUUAAACUGUCAUAUUCCUUAAUAAAAACUCUGACACCUUUCUCAACUCUUGCUUCAAAACUCUGUAAUUUGGAUGAUUACCUUCUAGUUAUUUUUUAUUUCAAAUCACAGAGCUAUGGAACUUGGUCGAGAAUGCCUACGUUUAUGGGGUUACGAACGCGUAGAUGAGAUUAUAUGGGUUAAAACUAACCAAUUGCAACGUUUAAUUCGGACAGGACGUACAGGACAUUGGUUAAAUCAUGGCAAAGAACAUUGUUUAGUUGGUGUAAAAGGCAACCCAAAAGUAAGCUGAAAAUGAAUCUUAUCAGUUAUUAAUAAUUCAAUAAGAAUGACCAUUACUGGUUGGCGUCGACACUCAAACUAGCUGUAGGAAAUGAAGUAGUUCAGUGGGUCAACUACUUCACUUAUCUUGGAAGUCUCAUAAAUCCUGGUGGGUUGGUAUGUGAUGAACUUUCGGUAUGGAUUCAAUAAGCUCAAUUAGUUUCUGCUAGUUUACAUCACUUGUGGUGUAGAUGAGAUCCCCGUAUCCCAACCGUGCAGCAAUACCUCUCUGUUCUACAUGACGACAGCGAAAUGUGACCUUUAAGAAUUAAGGGUAUUUGUAAACUAUUAGUACUUGAUCAUAGAUCUGUUUAAAGCAUUGCCCCCAUAUGUUGGGACCACCGGAAGAGCAGUGGUUAGGUCAGCCGUAGGACAUUAAAUGUCACAAAUCGACUGAGGUGGUUGUGGCGUGCAUUACGUAUACCCAAUCACCGCCUACUUCGAUGUGAUAUUUGGUAUUGUGGUAAGUUAGAAGGAACCAAUGAUGGGCGGACCAGAACAUAUUUGUCCAUGAGUGCAUUAACUAUUGACUGCAGACCAUCUAGUUAAGGUCUGCAUAACCAUUGCAACCGACGGUUAGAGAUGAGUAACAUGUAUUAGAAUCGGUCGCAGAUGCAUCCACUAUUUGUCUACCGUUAGAUACUGAGUUUAUAUUUUACCUUAUACAUUUUAUACACAAAUGGGUCCUUUUUAAAUCAUGUCUAUGUUUGAUCUUAUCUAUUACUACCGUUACUAUUUCUACUAUUCUCUCACUUGUGUUGAUAAUUUCAUUUCGCUGCGUUAAUGUGAUGUGGCGACGUGAACCAAUUUACAUAUGUACCAGGUUGUAUGUUACGUCUGACUAACUUUAUUUUAGGGGACAAUUUUAAUUAUAUUCUUACACCGAUAUUCGUAUUUUUCAUAAGGGUGUAAAUCGAGGUCUCGACUGUGAUAUAAUUGUCUCUGAAGUUCGUGAAACUAGUCAUAAACCUGAUGAAAUCUACGGUAUAAUUGAACGAUUAUCUCCUGGUACGCGCAAGCUCGAAUUAUUUGGACGUCCUCAUAACUUACAGCCUAACUGGUAAGAAUCUAAACAUUUAAUUAGUAAUAUUAACUAAACGAAGUCAUCGAGAAAAGCAUAUAUAUUAAUUUUACUCUGAAACCAGAGAAUUAAACUGUGUCAAACAUGCAAUAUGAAGAGUAAAUCCAUGUUCAUUUUUCAGACAUGUAUAUUCUAAUUUAGAUUUACACUAGAAACAUAAAUCAAAAUGACAGAAUAGUAUUUAUUGAGUUAUCUAAAAAUAUUUUCACUUCCAUGAAAAAGUACUUGUUUAACACCAAGAUCUAGUUCGCACAAUAUAUGUGACCUUUCAGUAUUUUAUGUAGUAGCUAAUAGCAUAUUAAACAAAUCAGGCGUAGUAUGUUAUUUCAAGGUAGUAGAGUGUUAAUUAGAAUACCAUCUACAUAACAAUUGGCCUAACACGACUCAUUGUAGGCAAAAAAUCUACACAGCGUCGAUUUUGUUCUUGUUGUCAUUUACUAGUAAACCAAUUAAAAUCAUAUAGAUAGUAGUUCAUUGUUUGUUUCAAGUUCUUAUAAAUGCACAUAUGAAAAUUCUGAUUCACCAGAAAGUGGUGGUACAACCAAUGAGGCACUAUACUUGACUAAUCACUCACUAGCGACUAGUGUCAUGUCUACCUAGUCAUUCAUUCAGCCGUAAUCGGAUUUUACUAAUUAGGUUGCUGUGUGAUUAAUAGUGUGAGUAAAUCAUCAUCACGUUCAUUAUGUUUAGAUGUUAGAUGGUUGGUGCUAGGUUUCUCACUAGUUUUUCCUCGUCAGCAAGGCGUACUUGCAGUCUCGAGGGGACUGAUGCUCCACCGGAGAUCCGGACUUGCAUCGUCCGCCGUGAUACUCUGGAACACUACUACUUGAAUAACUCAGCGGUAAGAUCCUAGAAUGUAAAGCUGGGUGACGUGAGUUUCAAUCACACAGGAAGCAUCAGUUGCAUCAAGAUCGCAGGCAAGUCAUACGGAUCAGUGCUAGUUAAUGCGAAACUUGAGUUCAGGACUUCCUCUCACCACUUAAUUAAGGCAACAGAAUGUGAAAACUGCAUCCUGUUUCCUAAAUCUUUGAUCCUAAAAUGGAUCUAGCGUGCUCGGUUUAAGCGUUUGCAGAGGAAACGAUGAAACAACCUGCUCCCUGAUCCUUACUAUCUGCUCACUACUUAAUAAAUGGUCCACCAUAAGAUUAACAGUGCUAUUCCAUACUGUUAGUGUUUUUCACUUUUGUUUUAAUCUUUUAACAAAAAAAUACCACAGGAUCACGCUUGGAAACCAACUGGACGGAACUUAUUUGGUUGAUCCAGCAGUUGUUGAAAGAUUUAAAAAACACUAUCCAAAUGGUUUGGAUAUAAAAGUCAAAUAAAAACUAGACUACCAUGUAUUAAUUCUGAUUUAUACAUACAUCUGUACACUCGAUUCAUAAACUCAUUGUAAAUAUUGUAAAAAUAUAAAGAAUAUUACUGU